Messenger RNA from Mauremys mutica (yellowpond turtle), 1934 nucleotides. RefSeq names its product leukosialin-like. The transcript has 2 exons. The coding region runs from base 278 to 1930 and encodes 550 amino acids. Gene Ontology annotation, molecular function: heat shock protein binding; transmembrane signaling receptor activity. Gene Ontology annotation, cellular component: external side of plasma membrane. Gene Ontology annotation, biological process: regulation of immune response; regulation of T cell activation; defense response to bacterium. The record is from RefSeq and is a predicted model, not a curated record. NCBI's taxonomy places the organism in Eukaryota, Metazoa, Chordata, Testudines, Geoemydidae.
AAUCGUUUCUCUCCCAGCUGCCACUGGGCGCCACUUCCUUCCAGGUUUUUCACCAUUUCCUCUCCUCCUCGUCACCCUUUCUCGUUCACUCGUUCCUGCCCCGUCCUGCAGCGGAGGGGCUGCCACGUGCUGGUCCUGGGCUCAGACCCCCCCACCAGCCCCCAGCCCCACCUGCAGCCACGAGGCUGGUGUUUGUGCGUCCGGCGCGUCUCCCGUCCCCUCUCUGCUCCGUACCCGUCUGCCGAGCCCCGGCCCGGGACCAGGGAGCCCAGACACCAUGGCGGUAUCGGGGGCCUGGCCCCAGCCGAAAAUCCGGCCUACGCUCCUGCUUCUCCUGGUAGCUGCAGCCUGUGCACAGGUGUCACUCGAAGAGAAGGAGACGGCCAGUGAGGAAAGCCGGCACAUCGGUACCAGUCCAGAAACUGCCUCGUCCUCUGCCGAAUUAGCCAGAAACAGCACCGAGCCCUCUGCCGAAUUAGCCAGAAACAGCACCGAGCCCUCUACCCAAUUAGCCAGAAACAGCACCGAGCCCUCUGCCGAAUUAGCCAGAAACAGCACCGAGCCCUCUACCAAAUUAGCCAGAAACAGCACCGAGCCCUCUGCCGAAUUAGCCAGAAACAGCACCGAGCCCUCUGCCGAAUUAGCCAGAAACAGCACCGAGCCCUCUACCCAAUUAGCCAGAAACAGCACCGAGCCCUCUGCCGAAUUAGCCAGAAACAGCACCGAGCCCUCUACCAAAUUAGCCAGAAACAGCACCGAGCCCUCUGCCGAAUUAGCCAGAAACAGCACCGAGCCCUCUGCCGAAUUAGCCAGAAACAGCACCGAGCCCUCUACCAAAUUAGCCAGAAACAGCCCCGAGCCCUCUGCCGAAUUAGCCAGAAACAGCCCCGAGCCCUCUGCCGAAUUAGCCAGAAACAGCACCGAGCCCUCUGCCGAAUUAAGGCAUCCACAGCAGGAACCCACCGCCGCCCAGAUGCUGGCAAUGAAAGAUUCGGUUGGCUCAGUGUCUCCGUCUGGCCUUCCCUCUACGGCGGCGACCGUGGCCCCGAGAUCCGGCCUGGCCAGGGCGACGGCAGCGGGUGGCGAACAGCCCGUCACGGAUGAGAAGCUGAAGGGGCAGGCGGGCACGGUGGCAGGGAGCCCGGGUCCGGGGCAGGAGACUCAGACCGUGCCAGGCAGGGGCGGGCAGACCACGAGCACCCCCAUGGAGCCCGCCAAGGGCACCGAUCGGAGCGGGCACAACCAGACCGCGCCAGCCAGCACCCAUCGGACCGGCCGCUACAGGGCCGCCCCAGACCACACCUCUGGGCCCUGGGAGAAGCAGCCCACCCCCAAACUCUCGCCCCCUGCCCUGUCCCUCACCCCGCCUGCCAAGAAACAGGAGCCCGUCCCCGAGGACAUCACGACCCCGGCCUCCAGCCCCGCCCCCGGCACCCGCCAGCUGCCCGUGAUCAUCAUUGUGGUGCUGCUGGUUGUCGCCAUCGUGGUGCUGGCCCUGCUCGGCCUGGCGCUGCACUGUCGGCGCCGGCGCCGCUGCGGCUCCACCAGCUUCAGCGGGGGGGCGGGGCCCGGCGAGUGGGCGGGGCCGGUGAGCCUGCCGGAGGAGAAGGGCGAGGGGCAGGCCGGGGACGGGGGGCAGCAGGCCGGGCUGGGCGAAGGCAGGCGGCCCACGCUGACCACCUUCUUCGGGAAGCGCCACUCCCGGGUGUCCUCGGUGGCCAUGGAGGACGUGGCCGGGGCCAAGGGCGAGGGGCCCCUCUCGGAGCCCCUGCUGGCCGCGGGGGAGCAGGGGGGCGACCCCGCGCCACAGGGGGCAGGGGAAGCCAACGGGAUGGUGCCCGGACCCCCCUCGCCCCCUCCGGGCCCCCCCGCCAACGGGGAAUUCCCCCUGCCCCCUCCCAUGGAGCAGGAAGCCUUGCCCCCCGUGUAAGCCC